UUGCCCGGAUGUUGUUUCAAUCACAACUGCCUCUGUUGGAUCCUGUCAUCGCGUAUUCCAUUUUCCUUCGCCAAUUUUACUGACACGGUGCGUCGAUAUUAAUAUUAUCAACAAGAUAUUGCUCGUUAAAAAAUCGUGUUUAAUCUCCUUUGGCAAAGAAUAUUUACAAUUUUCCCUCUGUACUGUAUGUGAACUUGGCUGUCAACACUUCGCUCGGGAAUCACGAACCAACCGGGAAAUAAGUUUGUAUCAGGCAUGAGAUAUUUUCCGUAUACAACGCGGGAGCGCCCAUAAGGGAAACAAAACGAAGACCACAAGUGAAAAUUAUCCAGAACGCUUCUUAAAAUCAGGAGAUGAAUGUCACUGUCAGCUGACUGUUAACAUGACUCGUGGGUUGAAGAUAUGGACGUUUUGUUUACUCUUCUUUAUUUGGAAUCGCCGUUUCUUGUACGGCCUGAACGAUAUUGACUCAAUCGGAGCAAUAGUGACAUUCAACGAAACUCGAAGUGUCGCUAAACCGACGAUCGGCUUAAAAAUGAAACAUGAAUUGCACAUCGCAGGUUUGUUCGAUGAAGAUUCUCGCGAUGGAGCUGGCUCCCUCGGCGCUGCCUUGAUGGCAGUCGAAGAAAUCAACAACGAUUCCAGAUACCUGGCGGACUAUGAAAUUGUUUUUCAUCGCAGAUCGACAAAGGGUGAACUCAGCGAAGGAACCAAAGUAUUGUACGAAUAUUUGAACACUCCACCUCAAAAACUUAUGAUCCUCGGACCUUUUAAUGGUGACCUGGCAAAAACAGUUGCUGCAUAUGCUGGACUGCCUAAGUUUGGCAUUUUACAGUUUUCCCAUGGAGCAACCGACCUGGAGCUUACAACCAAACGAGACCAAUAUCCUUUAUUCUUCCGCACCGUUCCAACAGAAUUCGUUUUCAAUGAACCUCGUUUACAAUUUGUCAAUAAAUUUGGCUGGAAGGACGAGAUUGGUUUGAUUUAUGAUGCAUCACCAUACUACUCACUGAUAAGCGAACAUCUCGCUGAAAGUCUGGAAGGCAAUGGUAGCAAAAUCGUGGCAAAUGAAGGCUUUACUCAAGAUACGGCAGUUGCUGUCGAAAUCCUGAAGGACAAGGGAGCCCACAUUAUCAUCGGUACAUUUCAUCACUCCAGAGCAAGGGAAGUGUUUUGUCAGGCAUAUCGUAACGGAAUGUACGGAGAAAACUACGUCUGGAUGGUAACAUCUACCCCGGAUGUUAAUGUAACAUCUGAUUGGUGGGUUCCUGAACCCUCCACCAAAUUAGAUUGCACGAGAUCACAGAUGGAAGAAGCAUUGGAUCACCACUUUACUUUCUACUACAAGAAUGAAAUCAGCAACACUUUAGUGUCAGGAAAGACAACCGAUGAAUUCUUUACGCACUACAAAGAAAGGAUUCCAUCCUCAUUCCGUAGUACUUAUGCGCCAUUUGCUUACGAGGCAAUGUGGGCGAUUGCCGUUACUCUUGAGCGCGCUCGGCCAGUAUUUACUGCGUGGGGCAUGGAACUACACGACCUUGGCUACGGGCGACUGAUGGUGAGCGAGCUGUUGAAGGAAGAAGCAGCCCAAGUACAUUUUACGGGACCUUCGGGUGUGGUCGCGUUUGAUGAGAAUGGAAAUCGGAAGUGCAAAGUCUUCAUCCAGCAGUUUACGAAAUCUGUUGGCUCUUUUGAGGUGGGUGUAUAUGACUACAAUCCCCCCUCCCUACUACUGAAGGGAGAUUCAACUGGAAACAGUACACCAGCGGUUUUGAAAUAUGUACAGUGGCCAGCUGGCCAACCAUAUCAAAGAAAGGCCUCAACAGAUUCUUGGUUAUACAUCAGCCUUCCUCUCUUCAUCUCGUGGUCUUUGAUCUCUGGAUUCCUUCUCGUCUGCUGCGUUCUCUGUUUGGCUUUACUUCUAGUUUUUCGACGACAUAGAGUCAUCUCCCAUUCUGGCUUUUACCUGACUGAGUUGCUCAUCUUUGGCUGCAUGUUGAAUCUACUUUCUGUUGUGCUGUUUGGGCUUGACAGUGCCCUUAUUUCUUUCCAAUCGAUGCAGUGGGUUUGUAAGACUCGUUCCUGGUUUCUUAGCCUGGGAUUCACAUUGUGUCUUGCCAGCGUACUUCCCAGAGUUCUCUUCGCUUUCAGAGUUGUAUCAUGGAGACCGCUUACGAUAAAAAAGGUUCCAUGGAUGGGGAUGCAUUUCAUAGCGCUUGUUAUCUUCAUUUGUGACGUCAUUUUGUUGAUCACGUGGCAAGUUAUUUUUAACCCACGUGCGGUGAGAGCUUUGCGAGAGGUAUCCACACUCCGUCCAUACCACGAGCGAACAGUCCUUGUUGAAGAAUGCAUUUCGGACAACGAGAUGGGAGCAUUGGCUCUCCUAUUCCUUCCCAAGGGAGUACUUCUCCUAAUUGGCACCUUAGUAUCCUGGCCGGCACGCCACCUGUGUAUGCCGUUGUGUAACAACACGCGAAACUGUGCCCUGUGUGUGGCAAUAGCAAGUGUAAUGUGUGCCAUCGAGAUUCCCGUAAUAAUGCACGUGCGGCGGUAUCCCAAUCCCUUUUACGGUGUCACAGGUCUCGUCAUGAUUGUUAUAUCUGCGGCACUGCUGAUUCUUGGAGUCGUUCCCCAGCUAAAACGGGCUCAGAAAUGCCAGAAGAAAUCACAGAUCGCAUCUGAAGAAAGCAACGAUAGAGAAAUGAGACACGAGAACAACUGUAGCAGGUGUGAAUGUGAUGUGUGUGCGAAUCCCAAGACGUUCAGACCCCAGCUGGCCUCGUGCUCAGGUCCCUACUCCUGUGCACCAGUCUCUCCGGAGUGGGACUACAUGGUCAACAACAUACCAAACAGAACCAAAGAAGGAGAGACCCGUAUUGUAACCGAGACAGUCUACAUUGACCCGCCCAAGAUUCCAACGGCGGCAGCGUACACGCAAACAAUGCAAGUCUUGUACAACACAUCUCAAGUACAAACAGUUGUUGUCAGAACACAGAGUGCUUGCAUGUUAACAGAACCGGAACCGGAAGUCGAAACGGCUGAACUAAUGAUCCAAACGGAAGCGGAAGAACCAACACCAGUGGCGACUGUCGACACACAGACGAUUAGUUUAAAGUUGAUUGACAGCAUUGUCCAAACAGAGAGGAAACCACUAAGUCACAUCCACAUUCAAACAGACAAGGCAAAAAUGAGCGAUUCAUGUGUUCAAACGGAUGAUCCUCCUGAGCCAGAAUUUUUUGACGAUGAAUCAGACACAGCGAGCGUUACCAGCAGUAUGUCCACCAGUCCAAAGCAACAGCGAAAAACGAGAAAAUCCAAAUACAACGUACAACCGAGAAUUAACACGAACUUGAGCGCAAGAAAAAAAGAACAAGUAGCAAAAACAUCUCAUGUUGCCACACCUCGUAUUAGGCUAUCAACACCUCAACCGUACCCUACACCAAGAUCGAGAGAUCCAUCGCCAGCUCGGGGGGCAAACAGAUGAGGAUUAGAUUCUGCUGAUCGACUAGCUCUGAUGGUGUUUCAAGCUUAUUGCAAUUCUUAAAAUGUGGUUCAAGUUUGAGCUGUACGCUCAACAGUUAAUGGGAACAAAGCAUCGUGUUUGAAGAUCUUCGUGAAGAUUUCACGAGUUAUUUGUUUGCGCGAGUAAAAAAGUACUUCCAGUUAGGAAGAGACUACCGGAGGUUUCAAUAAAAAGUCAGUGACUAGCGUUUACCGCUACACUAAAGACCUCUUACCGCCGUCUGUUGAGCCCGCAGGCUCUUAUACUUGGGUUUUGCGUUGUUGCCUCCUUUACGGGCACAACCGCCUUUUUACACUAUUGCUCCCAACCUCGUUCUCAGGGUUUCUCAUCCCGCUCCUGGGGUGGGGGGUGGGGGAGAGGGAAGAUGAGAAACUCUGGGAACGAGGUUGUAUUGCUCCUUGAGUAUAGAAUUAUUUUAGUUUUAGCCGUAAUCUUCAAUGCUGUGAAUCUUUGUCUAGCAAAAGUUUCCUUUAUCGUCAAAACACUAAUUUUCGUUCACAAACUAUUAAACCAGGAAGAAAAGUGGUAACAAUUAUCUGAAAACGAAAAAACCUCGGAGGGAUCUCGGAGAAAUCUUGGGUUCACAAAUUACAGUCCACGAUUAAUGGGGCUCAGGGCUUCUGAUUGGUUUUCCAAGAUCUUGCAUUAUGGCAUCACGAAAAGCCUAGCCAUAACUCACUAAAAAGUGGAAAAAUCUUUAGAUCAAUUAAGAACUAAGGAAACAAUGAAAAACUUCUGAUGGAAACCAAUACGGCAUAAUAUUGUGCACAAUACUGUAAAACAAAUAGAUCAGUUCUUUCAAAGGGAGAAAGUAGCAAAACUGAAUUUACUUAUUUAACUCUUGUAGGGAAGAUUUGCUUAAAUGAUAAGAGAAUAUGCAAUGAUAUGUUCAUCAAAUAGCUAUUACAUGUAGGUUCAUAUGAGACUUGCAUCUUAUAUUUGAAGACACUGACAAGCUUGAAUAGUUUUAGAUGACUGAUUUCGUGUAAUUUACACUGUGUUGGUCACACGUACAUCACAUGCGUGUAAUGCUGCAGUACACGCCAGUGGUUCUGUAUGCUUAAAAUUUCCUCAGUAAUGCCUUACUAUUAUGAUAUUUUACAAAUAACUGAGAUUUGAAAAAUAAAGCAUUAAAAAAAGGUGACAUUCUUAUACUAACAGUAAGUUGCUAGGCUAGUGAAUAACACUUUUUCUUUGCUCAAGUGAGUAGCCAAGAAAUUAUGACCUCCAGCUUUUUAUAAAGUGGGGAAGUUUUUGAAUGAACAAGUGUUACCUAAGCUCAUCUUUUAGAAAAUAGGCCUCAUUUAAUUUCAAUUUAUUGGCAUAAAAUUGAGAUUUCCUGGGUUAGCAUUUCUGAUGAUUUAUGAUCAGAAUAAAAAUUAUGAACCCUUAAUAACAUUUAUAAACGCCCCAAACAUAAUGUAGUUGUGUAUUGUCUACAGCAGUAGUUAUGGGCAAACUAAGUUGUUAAUUUGAUUUUUCAUUCCCAAUAUCUUACAAAACAUUUCUCUAAAAUAAUAAUUGUAACUUAGAAAUAAGGAAAAAAUACCUAAGAAAAAUAAACAAGACCUAAACUAG
Molecule: messenger RNA, 5101 nt
Organism: Stylophora pistillata
Lineage: Eukaryota; Metazoa; Cnidaria; Anthozoa; Scleractinia; Pocilloporidae
Product: gamma-aminobutyric acid type B receptor subunit 1
Biological process (GO): gamma-aminobutyric acid signaling pathway; G protein-coupled receptor signaling pathway
Cellular component (GO): G protein-coupled receptor heterodimeric complex; membrane
Molecular function (GO): G protein-coupled GABA receptor activity
Source: RefSeq, a predicted model, not a curated record